This is a messenger RNA of Physcomitrium patens, 1014 nucleotides long. RefSeq lists its product as uncharacterized. The record is from RefSeq and is a predicted model, not a curated record. Gene Ontology annotation, molecular function: dynein intermediate chain binding. Gene Ontology annotation, cellular component: cytoplasmic dynein complex; cytoplasm. Gene Ontology annotation, biological process: microtubule-based movement. Lineage: Eukaryota; Viridiplantae; Streptophyta; Bryopsida; Funariales; Funariaceae.
CCUAGGCUGUGCAUUUUCAUAUCGUUAGAAUCGUCUUCCAACAUGGCGGAGACACUGAAGCCACUCGAGACGCCAGCAUCGUUGGCAGACAUAAAGAAUGAGUUAACAUCUGUGCCCGACACGCUGCUUGCCGACACGGUGGAAGUCCAUUCCGAGUUGCCCUAUGCUCCUAAUGCUCGCUUCCAGCCAGAAAAAGUGAGACAAAUCAUCGAGAGAAUACUGAAAGAGAAGCUUGGACCAUUGCCAGCCUACGAUUUUGAGACGGCACCUGCUAUGGCGCGGGAAAUUGCAGACCACGUCAAGAAUGAGGUUCGAGAUUUGGGCUAUCAAAGAUACAGGAUCGUAGUGCAAUCAGUUGUUGGAGAAUCCAAGGACCAAGGCUUUCAAUUCGCAAGCAGGUGUCUGUGGGAUCCUAAAACUGAUGAUCAUUCUUUCGGAUCCUUUCUGAAUGGAAAAGUAUUCGGCGUAGUUGGGGUUUGGGCACUGUAUUUAACAUGAAGGAACAUCAGGCUCAAGGAAUAACUCUGGCUUUCUUUCUCAUCAAAUUCCUCAAACAUAAGCUCUGUAUAUUAUCUUCUGGAGUAAAGGUUGUAGCUUUGGCGACGAUUUCCCAUGCACCAUAUCCAAAUUGAGGAGAUAGAGAAAAUCUCGUGAUUUCUUUUGGAACAUAAUGUGAUGCAUUUCUAUACAAUUACUCUUACACCGAAUCUAGUGGAUGAGUAUCAGUGUAUAAAUUAUCAUUCACAUGGGGUUGAAUUUGAGUGAAGGAUUUUGUUCCUUGCGUGUUGCUCUCUCACUACACCUAGCUUCAAUGUAGGAAGCAAAUAGCAUGCCAAGUAAAAUCCUUCUUUAAAUGGAUAAUUCUAUAUUUUAUAUAAUGGACAUGAGACAAAGACUUUCUUAAAUGUUGUAAAGAUGGUUCCAAAUAACUCAAAAGUCAUAGGUUUAAACCCAAUUAAUGGUGUCAAUGUUUCUAAGAUUUUAUGCCAACAAAAAUUUCUAUACUGAAUCAUU